This is a messenger RNA of Colletotrichum acutatum, 1939 nucleotides long. RefSeq lists its product as uncharacterized. The transcript is spliced from 5 exons. NCBI's taxonomy places the organism in Eukaryota, Fungi, Ascomycota, Sordariomycetes, Glomerellales, Glomerellaceae. Gene Ontology annotation, cellular component: cytoplasm. The record is from RefSeq and is a predicted model, not a curated record. The coding region runs from base 383 to 1939 and encodes 518 amino acids. Gene Ontology annotation, molecular function: protein-arginine deiminase activity; calcium ion binding.
GUAACACCUUGCUCACGGAAACCGAUUUCCACAUCGGAAUUACAAUAUGUACGGCUAUACUGAAGCAAAACGGUCGUAACGUGUCGACUGUGCUUGAGGUGGUGCGCGGAAGGCUUGGUAGCGAGUACCCCGGCCAAAUCAUGGCAGCUCGGCUAUUUUGUAGCUAUCGAAACAUGCUAGAACCCCCAAGCUUCUCGUCUGAUAUCUCAGAUCGUGGCUCAGUUACCCUGGCCGUACUGUUACUGUCCCAAUCUGCCUCACGCAUGUGUGCAGAACGGAUGACAUUCAACGCACGUUUCCGGUGUCUCUUAUUAUCGCUGUAAAGUUAAACGAACGAAUAUGCUAAACAGAAGUAUUUUCAGACAUCUAUUUGCGUCAUACGAUGAAGGUUCAGAAAGGUCUAGUGAGAAAACUCAAUGAGCAAACCCACGCCGGGAGCUGUGAAGCCGUUGCCUACGACUUUGUUGCUCUGGCCUAUUAUUUGUUGGUCGCGGCAGCAUCUUGUCACGAUGCUUCUGGCCACCUACUCCUUGAGCCAAGCCUGGUUGCUCCCCUGAAGAUGAUCCCAUUGGAAGUUUCAAACGACACUAUUGCCCACAUCUACGCCAUGCCUGACGCCGCAUCUGAAAGGUUUCGUCUCUUUUACAUGAACGAUUCGUCCACCAACCCCGCUGAGACUGCCUCUUGGAGCUUUGUGGAUCCUGAAUUUACCUUCAAUGCAAGCCAUGUCCAAGCCGGUAUCACUCUCGGGAUUGAUGGGCGUGAGUUUGUGAAGGAUUUGACAAAAUGGGACGGCAAAGUGAGGGUGCAUUUUCAUGUUCACGCCAAUGGCACUAUCAUAUCCGACGCCGUUGAGCUCAAGGUGGCUCCAGUCCUGACCCAUCACCAUCUCCAACGUAUCAGCGCCUUUGUCAGUACUGCGGCAAACGAGUCUGAUCCUAGUGACGAUAUUUGGGCCCAGGAUUUUGUUGAACCAGCAUAUGCUAGCAUGCCUGGACCUAACGGCCAACCGAUCUCGCUCAGAAUUAUGUUGAGGUCGGCACAGUCAGUUCGUACUGCUAGCCGACAGGUCUUUGAGCAGCUUCGCGGGAAAGGCGUUGGUGGUUUCCAAUCUGAGGGGGGACGCGGCGGCUAUGGCGACCGAGAAAUCAACGCAUACGGCAACCUCGAAACGAUCCCACCUUACACGUCCAAGAGUGGAGUCCAAUAUCCUGCCGGCCGGAUCAUCCAUGGCAAGCAUUACGAUAAGAUGCCAGCGGAAGCAACGAUUGCCUUCUUGGAAGGCCAAGAGCUUCAAACCCCCCUUUUCCUUGAGUCUGGAUGGCUACUCAACGGUCACGUUCAUGAGUUCGUCCAGUUUCUACCUUCCAACGAGACGGGCCUUGGCUUCACGAUUGGUAUCGCUGACACCACGUCCGCCCUCGACUUGCUCAGAAACACCUCAGCAGCGGGGCAUGGUGGUGUGCGGGCGAUUUCUGUCGAUGGGUCUGUUGAAGGCUCCAUUUCUACCACGAAAGAGGAGCUGGCCAUGACGAUCGAUGAGCUUCUUGCAAAUGAGACAUUCCACAAGGUCAAAGCUUAUGCGCAAAGGCAUAUUGAUGCUAAUCUGGGAAUCCUGCUCGCUGAGAUACCUAUCCUUCGAGAUCAUGUGAUUCGCAUUCCCUCGCUUUUCAAGGCUCCCAAAGUAUCCUCGCUCUCCUCGUUGACUGAAACGGUAAUGAAGGGCGAGUAUUUGCUAGUGAGCUUCAGCCCGGCGGCUAUCAACGGCGUCGUGUUGGGCAACUACUACUCGAAGGGGCGAGACAUCAUGGAAGUUGCCAUCCGGGAGGCAUAUGCAAAGGCUGGCAUGGAAGUCGGGUUUGUGGAUGAUUUCAUGUCGCAUCACCACACCUUUGGUGGGGACAUUGUGGAAGCAUUACUUUCAGAAAGACGGACGUAG